UAGAAAAUCAUUAAAUGCAUCGUCAUGAAGAGGCGAUAACAUAUAUUCAUACGUUGCUGUUUACAGGUUGAUUAUAUAAUUUGAAUUGGAAACACCAAAGGAGAUUGUUUUUUUAAAAAAAAAGAAGAGAAUGAUUAAUAUACUGUAUCAUCAAUCCAUGUGUUUUGACAUAUUCUGGAGUGAUAUCUGAAAAAGUGGUAAUGCGACAUCCAUCUUGGAUAUUUUUUAUUUUAUAAUAUCACGAAAUUAUUUUUUUGUGACCCGACAAAAUCUUUGAAAACUGUAAAAAUUUCGUUACACAUUAUUUUUUUUUUUCGUUCUUUUUCCUUUUCUAUUUUAUUUUAUACUUAUUAAUUUAGAUAUGGUUUAUCAAACAAAUGAUCAAAAAGUAUCUUUGAAACAGAUUUUAGAACGUUCAAAACUACAAGCGUCGAAGAUUAGUCAACAAGAUCUACCUCCUAUUGAACGUGGCUUGGAACAAAUUGACUCCCAAACGAAGAAACUCUCUAGCAAAACGAUUCAGAAAGAUGACAAUGUGGAUAUUAGAGCACACUAUUUCUUAGCACAGAGUGGAGUGAAUACACAAGUUCUUAUGCGAGAGCUUGGUACGAUUCAUCUUGGUGUUCCAAUAGAACAACGACAACCUAUUCAAGAUACCGAUGUUGAUGGCUACUUUUAUCAAAGACGAACACAUACCAUUAUCGACUUGAUCCAAAGUGAAAAACAAGAGAUCAUUCGAGACUCAGAAACAGCAUUUGAACAAGAUCUCCAGUCAACUUGGGCAAAGGAUCAAACGACUAUUUAUCAAAGUAUCAUGCCAACAGAAAAACCUUCAGCAGCAAAUAUGGACAUUAGCAAACUCAAACUAGAUUUAUCCAAAGUGGUUGGUGCUGAUUUUUCAUCAACCGUAGUAGUUUAAUAUAUACAAUUAUUCCCAUACAAUAAAUAAAUAAGUAAAAUAAUAA
Messenger RNA from Halteromyces radiatus, 965 nucleotides. RefSeq lists its product as uncharacterized. The record is from RefSeq and is a predicted model, not a curated record. The coding region runs from base 362 to 919 and encodes 185 amino acids. Gene Ontology annotation, biological process: protein import into nucleus; poly(A)+ mRNA export from nucleus. NCBI's taxonomy places the organism in Eukaryota, Fungi, Mucoromycota, Mucoromycetes, Mucorales, Cunninghamellaceae. Gene Ontology annotation, cellular component: nuclear pore. The transcript is spliced from 3 exons. Gene Ontology annotation, molecular function: structural constituent of nuclear pore.